This is a messenger RNA of Aegilops tauschii subsp. strangulata, 1872 nucleotides long. RefSeq names its product protein FAR1-RELATED SEQUENCE 5-like. Gene Ontology annotation, biological process: regulation of DNA-templated transcription. The record is from RefSeq and is a predicted model, not a curated record. Lineage: Eukaryota; Viridiplantae; Streptophyta; Magnoliopsida; Poales; Poaceae.
AUGUUACAGCAACCUAACAUUGAAGCUUACGUCCUGCCAAGGAUAGAGAUGCUGUUUGAAACUUUCAAAGAAGCAAAGGACUUCUAUAACGUCUAUGCAAAGCAUGCGGGUUUUGCUAUCAGGGAAGGCUCCAAGGUUGAGACCAGAGUCUACCUUUAUUGCACAUGCUAUGGAGUCUAUGAAUCGAAGGUGUCAGAAGCAAAUAGAAAGCAGAACAAGACGACAGCCAAGACUAACUGUGGGGCUAAAAUGAGGCCGAAGAGGGAAAAGGAUGGAACACUUGUCGUAAAAGAGAUAGUCUGGGAACACAACCACAGGCUACAGCUCUGCCCCCAAAUGCUUGUCUUCUUGCACUCCCACAAAAAAAUUGACAAAACAAUCUUGGAGUACGUCAAGUACCUGCAGUUCAAAGGAAUUGAACACGCGCAAAUCAUGAGCAUACUGGGCGGCGAUGACCCUGGUAGCUACUUCCUCAAAAUGAAUGCCAAAGACCUGAUUAACAUCAAAGCAGAGAAUUCAAGGAUGGAUGAUGUGGACGAUGUCCUAAAGACUGUCAACUUCUUUAGGGAGAUGAAAGCUAUAAACAGGGAAUUCUUCUGUGACAUGCAACUUGAUGAGUCCGACAGAGAACACAAUACACAAGCUGUGCGCUGGCACAUUAUGAAGAAGUACAGGGAACACCUCGCGUACCUGUACAACCUCCACGAAGACUUUAAGGAUGAAUUCACAUCAAUCCUCAACUGGUCCCUCAUGCCAACUGAGUUUGAGGCUGCCUGGAAAGGACUCAUGGAUAAGUACAACCUCCAUGAUGAUGCCACGAUGGUGGCCAUGUGGAACGAGCGUGAGAGAUGGAUAUCGGCUUACUUCAAAGAAAUUUUCUGCGCCAAAAUGACAUCCACACAACGAAGUGAGAGCAUGAACUAUGUGAUCAAGAAGAACUUCAUAAGUGAGAGACAAAACCUCCACCGGUUUGUCAGUCAGAAGGAACAAAACACGCUGACCUUCUAUGGGUUUGACACCCAGAUGGCAAAGCUUUACUCACGAGCUGUGUACAGCGAGAUCAGAAAAAGGCUAAAACUAAGCACACUCUUCACGACGACAGAGACGGAAGAGCCCACAAAGUACCUUGUGCGCUACAACAACCCGCAAAAACUGUUUGCGUGGUCUCACCACGCGUUCCAGGUGGCUGCAGACCCUGUGGGAGAAAUAUAUGACUGUAUUUUCUGCGUGCCUGUCCUGUGCAUGAUGCAGACAAUUAAGGCUGCCAGCGUUCCAGAGAAAUACAUCCUCAGGAGAUACACCAAACGCCCGAACAUCCAGCCAACAUCCAACAUAAAUGACUUGAGGACAGUAGCAUCAAACAAGGCCUCCCAAUACUGUAUUGAAAGCUCACUGUUGCAGCUGAACAUGAGGGUGCACAGAAAAAGCUUGAGAAGCCAAGAGCAAAUGGCGAGGUCACAGGUCGUCAUGGACAAACUUGAACAAGAACUCGACGCAAUGCUUUCUGCUGAAAACGGAGGUCUCGCGAACAAUGAAGCCGUUGAGCAGGAUAUUGCUGCAAUCUUAUCCGAGAUGAACCAUCUGGGAGCUAUUGACCCAUUCGACAACAAGGAAGAGGAGCAACAGCAAGCAGAGCUUGCCCACGUACACACUCAAGAGCAACAACAUGCUCACAUGCAAGAUCAUGAGCUUGAUGCUGCUGUAGGCGAACGACAUGACAACAGGACAUCCUACCAGCAGCAGCAGGAAAGGGUAAUUAAACCACCCAUAUUCUCAAACACAAAGGGGAGGAAGAGUAAGACACAGCCAAAAAGCCGCCACGCCCCAUCAGGCGCGUGGAAUUUGGCCCGGACGGCAAACCUCUCGGGAUAA